UCACUUCCGUGCGACAGGCCCACGUGACGCUCACUCCGCCUUUGAUUGGGUGGGGCGACACGCACAUCCGCAGGAAGUAAGGGGGAGGGCCACUUCCGGUGCAGUUGCAGCAGGGCGGUGAGCUUUGCCACAGAAGAAGAGGAAGCCAUGGUGUGCAUCCCUUGUAUUGUCAUUCCAGUUCUUCUCUGGGUCUACAAGAAAUUCCUUGAGCCCUACAUCUAUCCAGUUAUUGCUCCUUUCAUUAAGCGUGUGUGGUCCAAGAGAGCUGUGCAAGAAACAGCCACCAAACAAGGGCAAGGAGGUGGUGCUGGGAAUCCACAGGCACCUUCAGCUGCACAGAGAGAUAAGGGGGAUGACUUUGGAUCUUACAAGUUUGAAAGCAAUGGUGUCGCAAACGGAAUUGCCGCCAAGGGAUCAACAGAAGUGUCUGACAAGAAAGCAGAUUAGAGGAAUUCAUUCCUAUGGAUUUCAUUCCUUUGUGCCCGAUGUGAAAUGGGGAUUGCUUUUUUCUCACACAGAGACUUUGUUCUUUGCACAUUUCAGCUGAAUAAAACCCCUUGCCACUUACAGGAGAGGAUCUCUUCUGCCGCUAAAAUGGCAGCUAGCAAAUUUCUUAUAUGAAAUGUUAAGUUAUUCUUUAUUUUCCUCGCUGGAGCCACUUUGCAUCUAUAAUGAUCUGAUUGACGAGAAAUUAGAUUAAAUAGCUUGUGGAUAAGUCUAGCUUCAUGUGCUGCUUCUUAGUUCUGCUGUGAGUGCAAUACUUCAGGCUUCCACUGGAGAACUGUAACCUUGGCCUAGUUAAAGAACUAGUAAUUACAUCGUGACAAUAAAAUACUAUGGUCAGAAGUACCAAGAGUAGAGCCUGCCGUGUGAGUUUACUUAGAUUAAUGGAGAUAGAAGGUCUUGAUUUGAUAUUUUUCACUCAUUUUUUCUUUAAUAUUCCACUUUCCUGACAAGGGCAUGAUGUGAGAGAAUUGCUGCUUUACGUUCUGUUGCAGUGGUUUCAAAUGAUACCUGUCUAAUAAACAAACAUUAGGCUGAAAUCCC
This is a messenger RNA of Coturnix japonica (Japanese quail), 1047 nucleotides long. It is a transcript of the gene CZH18orf32, whose product is annotated as chromosome Z C18orf32 homolog. The record is from RefSeq and is a predicted model, not a curated record. NCBI's taxonomy places the organism in Eukaryota, Metazoa, Chordata, Aves, Galliformes, Phasianidae.